ACAGCGUUUCAUCACAUUUGUAGCGUAAGCGUCUUCAGGGAAGCUUCAGGACGAGCCGGCGUCACGGACCCGCUUUCCUCGAUGGCUGAACCGGAUUCUAGAAGCGAAGUGCCUCCGCAAUAUGAAGAGAAUCUGAUUGUUCGGCGAUCACGUCCGGUUUAACCAAACACCUCACUGGUACCAGUUAAACUUGCUGGUUUUGGGAAGACAUUUAUUUAGUUCAUUAUACAAUGGAAAGUAGUAGUACACCACGCGUCGGCUCUUUAUUUCAAACUUUAAGGUUUUAUUUCGCGGUGAUCUGCUUGUGCGUUUUAUCAGCUUAUUCUUAUGCAUGUCCGUAUUCGUGUGUGUGUCAGAACAAAUCUGUCACCUGUGUGAACUUUACAGAGAUCCAGCUGCCCUUUAAUGUGUGUGAAAGUACCCAAAACUUAAGUUUAAAGGGACAUAAUCUCACCAUUUUAACGGAGAGAUCUUUUUCAGCCAACAGGACGGAUAUGGACUUGCGCGCGCUCUCCUUGCAGCACAACAACAUACAAGUGAUCAAAAGUUGCGCUUUUUGUGGGCUCCCGCGACUUCGUACCUUAGACCUGAGUAACAACUAUUUAAUAAUCGUGUCUUCCGAUGCUUUUUACAACUUGGGAGAGUUGCGUAAUCUUUACCUGAACAGUACGCUGAAUGUUUCGGGUGCCGAACAACUACCCAGCGCGCUUUCGACGGACAGUUUGCGUAAUCUGGAGAGACUGGACCUGGCGGGAAACCAUCUCAAGACCAUCCCACUUUUUGGAUUUGGCAACCUUAAUUUAAGCACAUUGGUGCUGACGAAUAAUUCCUUCGAGACGCUGGAUAACACCAAUAUAACAAACUUGAACAAUCAUAAGGAAAUACGCGUUUACUUGUCGACGAAUCCAUUCGAGUGCGACUGCAUUCUGCAGACGUUUUACGAUUGGUUGAAGAACGACAUCCAGUGCGCAGACGCGAGCGGCGUGCUCUGCGCGCAACCAGACAAUUUGAAGGGAAAGAUCGUGGGGAAACUUGGAAAGGAGCAGCUGGUGUGCGCGAACAAAGAUCUGGCGGCUGUUUCCUACGUGUUUCUCGGUAUUGUGUUGGCCCUCAUUGGAGUUGUGUUCCUCAUGGUGUUGUACCUGAACAGAAGAGGCAUCAAGAGGUGGCUCAAUAACAUCAGAGAGGCGUGCCGGGAUCAGAUGGAGGUCUAUCAUUACAGAUAUGAACAGGACUCCGAUCCCAGGCUCGCAAACGUAGCCGUUUAAGUGCAACUUGAUGACUUCGUCUCCUUGAACUGUUUAGGAGUUUGGAUUUCAAUACAUUGCCAGUUAUAGCAAACGCCGGCUCUUUUUUCAAGGUGUCAUCAAAUAACAAUGAACUCUAGUCUAUCUCAUUGUAAAUAUGUGAAUAAGUCUACAAAUCUAACUUAAGGAAUAAAUAACUAAUAUACCCAUUUAUAGGAACAAACAUGAUGUGUGCACUUAAAAUGCUGGAUUGUUUUAAUCCAUGGUGUGGUUAUACAUAAACAAACACAAACAUUGAAAUAGGUCCAUAUUUGAAACAACCCAGCACAUGUUUAUUAAACCCAAUGGUGAGAAUUGUCCAUAUUUUACACAUACAUGGGUUAAAACAGCCAUGCAUUUUUUUAAGUGUAUAUUGUAAAAAAAGUAUUAAGUUGAUCAGAAAGAUCAGUGGGCAGUGAAAUACAGGUUGAUGUUCAGCUAUAGUGAAUGUUUAAGUGCAUAUAGCGUGGAUGAAUACACAUAUAUGCAUUGAUUGAAUAUAAAUGUUUAUGCCCAUAUUGUAUACAGUGCCAAGUUCAAACAAUCUAAAUAGAUUUACAAUAAGACAAAAUGAGAUUCAACGUUUUUGGCAAUGUUGAAAUCUAUACUGUUAGAAAAAGGUACAAAAGCUGUCACUGGUAUGGUAACCUUUAAAACAGUACUAAUAUUUACCAUUUAGAUGUCUUUAAAGUACCACUGUCUACCUCUGAGGUACCUUUGAGGUAUUAAUAUGCACAUUUUUGAUACAAAGAUGUCCUUUUUUGAAAAGGUACCACCAAGCGACAGCUUUUGUAUCCUUUUGCUGAGUGAUUCUGACAUACAUAAAUUCUUUGCAUAUAAACAUCUAUAGUGAU
This is a messenger RNA of Paramisgurnus dabryanus, 2140 nucleotides long. RefSeq names its product trophoblast glycoprotein like (gene tpbgl). NCBI's taxonomy places the organism in Eukaryota, Metazoa, Chordata, Actinopteri, Cypriniformes, Cobitidae. The record is from RefSeq and is a predicted model, not a curated record. Gene Ontology annotation, molecular function: protein binding. Gene Ontology annotation, cellular component: membrane.